AUGGAUAUGUCAAUGACGAUGGAAAUGUCCCCCACAACCACAGGCGCAAUGUCAAUGGCAAGCUCAACGGCAACCUCGACCUCUUCAUCCGGUAUGGCCAUGAUGGGGGCAGACUCCAUGGCCAUGACGUUUUUUGUGUCGACUUCCACACCACUCUGGUCCAACGCAUUCACGCCUCACAACACGGGAGAGUACGCAGGAAUUUGUAUAUUCCUCAUCGCACUUGCAACCGUGUUUCGACUGUUGGUUGCGUUCCGGGUCAACUUCUUCGCGAUAUUUGCUGCUGCAAGGCAGGGUCGUUACGAUGGUCUUAUACAGUCCCACGCAACCGAAGGCAAACCGGCGGUCCGACCUUGGAGAGCAGAUGAGGCUGUUACGGUGGCGGCUUUAGAUGUCCUCGUUGCGGGUGUGAGUUAUUUAUUGAUGCUUGCUGUGAUGACCUUCAACGUCGGAUACUUUGUGUCUAUAUUAGGGGGCGUGUUUCUGGGGAGCAUGGUUUGCGGUCGAUUCACUGGAGGUUCCGGUGCUCAUUGA
Ascochyta rabiei is the source of this 534-nucleotide messenger RNA. RefSeq lists its product as uncharacterized. Gene Ontology annotation, biological process: intracellular copper ion homeostasis; copper ion transmembrane transport. Bases 1 to 534 code for a protein of 177 amino acids. Gene Ontology annotation, cellular component: plasma membrane. The record is from RefSeq and is a predicted model, not a curated record. The transcript is spliced from 2 exons. NCBI's taxonomy places the organism in Eukaryota, Fungi, Ascomycota, Dothideomycetes, Pleosporales, Didymellaceae. Gene Ontology annotation, molecular function: copper ion transmembrane transporter activity.